Molecule: messenger RNA, 2523 nt
Organism: Lagopus leucura (white-tailed ptarmigan)
Lineage: Eukaryota; Metazoa; Chordata; Aves; Galliformes; Phasianidae
Gene: LRGUK
Product: leucine rich repeats and guanylate kinase domain containing
Exons: 20
Coding region: 79-2502 (807 amino acids)
Cellular component (GO): cytosol
Molecular function (GO): protein binding; GMP kinase activity
Source: RefSeq, a predicted model, not a curated record
CCGGGCUGAGGGCUGAGCUCGGUUGCGAAGCGUCCAUAACGCAGAUUUCUCUGCUUCUCUGCUCAUUUCUCACAGUUCAUGGCGGGGACCGAGGAGAAGCAAGAAGAGCUGCCCGUUCCUUCUUCUGACCGCCAGCACGACUUUUCCCAGGGGCACUUCGAGGGGUCCGACCUGCAGCACCACCCUCUUCACCAAGAGGACGAAGAGGAGGAGAAAGAGGAUGAACUCAAGGAUUUGCAUCCCACAGAGGAGUGUUUGGAAGGAAUGUUGGAUGAAGACACUGUGGCUGAGGGUCUCCACAAGCUGGGGCGCUCAGCGCCUGGUACUGAAUACGUUUAUCUUAAUCUGUCACUUUCAGGUCGUGAGUUGAGCAACAUUAACAUUCUCUCCAGAUACGUCCACCUACAGAAGUUGGAACUUUCAUAUAAUAAAAUUAAUGAUCUUUCUUGUGUCAGUCAGAUGCCUUAUUUACUAGAACUGAAUGCUUCCAACAACGAAUUGACUACAUAUUUUGGUUUUAAGCCACCGAAAAAUCUCAAGGAAGUAGAUUUUUCGCACAAUCAAAUACCUAAAAUGCAAGAUUUGUCAGCAUACCAGUCAUUAACUAAACUCUUGCUGGACUUUAAUAACAUAGAGGAGAUAAGAGGACUGGAGAGGUGUCGUAGUCUGACUCACCUUAGUUUGUCACACAACAGACUCACUGCAAUCAGUGGCCUUGAGAACUUACCUAUCAGAAUACUCAAUCUGAGCUCUAACCUGCUUGAGAAGAUAACCGGCUUGGAUAGAUUGAAAACUCUAUGGAAGCUGGACCUUUCUAGCAAUAAAAUAGCUACUCUAGAAGGCUUGGAGGGACAUGAUUUACUAGAGGUGAUCAAUCUAGAGGAUAACAAGAUUGCUGAGCUGAGUGAACUUGAAAGUAUUCAAGAUCUGCCUCUCCUCAGGGCUUUAAAUCUUUUGAAAAAUCCUGUGCAGGAACAAACAGAUUAUUGGCUCUUGGUGAUUUUCAUGUUGCAACAACUAACGGAACUGGAUCUCAAGAAUAUUUCAGUGGAAGAAAAGGUUGAUGCUGUGAAUCAAUAUGAUCCUCCUCCAGAAGUUGUUGCUGCUAAAGAUCAUAUGACUCAGCUUAUGUAUAGCAUGCUGCAGCCCCAGAGAAUCUUUGACAGCACUCUCCCUAGUCUCGAUGCUCCCUACCCCAUGCUGGUAUUGGUUGGCCCUCUCGCCUGUGGGAAGAGAGAGCUUGCUCAUAGGAUCUGCAGACAGUUCAAUAAUUUCUUCAGAUAUGGUCCCUGUCACACCACCAGGGCAGCUUACUUUGGUGAAGAAAACAGACUUGAUUAUCAUUUUGUUUCUCAAGAAGCAUUUGACAAAAUGUUGAAAGCGGGGAAGUUUAUAGCAACCUAUAAAUACAGUGGCUAUUACUAUGGACUUGGAAGAGACACUGUGGAUUCAAUUGCCAGAGAGGGUCUUGCGACAUGUAUUCAUUUAGAACUGGAGGGUGUGCGGAGCUUGAAAACUACCUACUUUAAACCCAGAUAUAUCCUGGUGGUACCAAUGAACAAAGUAAAAUAUGAGGGACAUCUGCGAAGGACAGGAUUAUUCAGCAGGCCAGAGAUAGAAGAGGCAGUAUCCAGAGUGGGCAUGUACAUCAGAACAAGUGAGGACAUCCCAGGAUACUUUGAUGCGGUAAUCAGCACAGAUGAAUUGGAUGAGGCAUUUGCAGAGCUGAGCUUCCUGAUAAAGGCAUACCUGGGUCUGGAGCCACCUGCAGUUUCUGAUAGCAGUCAAAACAUGAAUAGCAGAGCAGGAACAGGUUCAAGGGUACGUUUCUUGCAAGAGCAAAGAUUGUCACCCAGCAGAGGAGUGACUGGCAGUACUCAGUCUUCAUCUAUCAAUGAAUUCUUGGACUCUUCUGCCAAAAAUUAUUCAGGAGAGACUUCAGACAAACUUAGUGCACAACUGAGCGCUGUGGAAGAAGCUUCUCUCCGAAGACGUCAUGCUGCAGCACGUCAGGCUCUGUCAGGAAAGGCUCCUAGUGCAUAUGUCCAGCUGUUUCAAAGGGACCUUGGAAUCACUCCUGCACCAGGCAGCUCCCAGCAACAAUUAUUGGAGCCAACAACACAUAGUUCUCUGGUCUCAGAUGGAAAGAGUGUCACCCAAGCCCACAGCUUCCCCCUGAUUAACACAGAAAGCAGCUGCAGAGGAUUUGGUCCUGCUAGCAGACUAUUUCUAAACUCAACUGGUGCACCUGCUGCUGAAGCUUUGCCCGUUCGGAGCCCUCUUCCCCCUGCUCAUCUUCCUGAAGCUGCCAAAGCUCAGCAUCAAGGUCCAAGGGGAGCUGAAAAUGGAGUGGACAGUUUGAAAGAGACUGAACUUCAUAGUGACAAUCUUCAGAGAAAAUACAGCAAAGCCAAGACUGGUUCUUCCCACGUGCCUCAGCUCACCAAUUCCAAACCUGUCCUGCCUCCAAUCCCAUCUGGGCGAAAGGGCACCAAUCCUUGAUGGCCACGGCUACGAAUCUUG